Messenger RNA from Closterium sp. NIES-67, 2569 nucleotides. The record is from the annotation of a GenBank genome assembly. NCBI's taxonomy places the organism in Eukaryota, Viridiplantae, Streptophyta, Zygnematophyceae, Desmidiales, Closteriaceae.
UAGCACCAACACAUGCCACAAAUCCCAAGGAGAGGUCAUGGCUGUCGCAUCCGCUGCGCUCUUCCCCGUCGCAUCCUCGUCGCACGCUCUCGCAUUCCCUCGCUUACUAGCUUCGUCGCACGUGACCCAGCACCGUUCCCUUCCGCCAUCUCGCUCCCGUCCGAGCGAGCCGCGCUCCCCCCAUGGCGCGCAUCUGCUCUCCGCGCACUGCGCCCACCGCUGUCUCUCUGCUCCCCGCCUUGAUGCCGCCAGCAGCGGCGGUUUUGCGCGAGCGCAUCUAGCUCGAUGGAAGCAGGUUGAGGCGGAGGCUGGUUGCGGGGGAGGGCGGAAACGCGGCGGAUGGGAGGGGGUGGGGGGAUUAAGAGGCGAGGGGCAAUGGGCAUGCGACGGGCGACGGAUGAGCGACGUGCGGUGGGUCUGCGACAGGCGGUGGCUGUGCGACGGGCGAUGGCUGCAUGAUGCCAUACAACCGGAGAGCUCGUUACAAGCAGCCUCGAUAGGAUAUUCAAAACAAAUUCAAGGUAGCGGAGGGCCACGAGCGGCGAUGGGUGCGCGGAGCGAACUCCUGCUUGGGCGGAGGGGAGAAGCGCCGCCAGCGCGCGGACAGACACUGGGGCGGAGAGGGGCGAGAGAAGCAGGUGGCGUGGGAAACAUGGGGGGUGGUGCGGAGGAGAAUAGCCAUGAGGGCAACAAUCCAGAGGGCAGGAGGCGGCGGAAGAGAAUGCAGGCGGAGAUGACGGGCAGCAAAGGGGAGAGUAGCAGCGGAAGUUGGAGCGCGGGGGGAAGCACAGGGGGAGGGGUGAGGGAGGAAAUGGUGGUGCCGUCAGCGGCAGUGCUGCUGCUGCAGGGGCUAACGGCAGAGGCGAGGUGGGGGCUGCUGGAUGCGUGCACGCAGGCUCUAAUAGAACAGGCCAGUGCGAUCGACAGGAAGGCGCGCCAGCUGUCGCGACAGGACUGGUCCACGUAUUGCACGGACGUGAUAGGCCGGGCAGUGCUGAUGUCAGCACGCCAGUGGCAGCAGCAAGUGAUGGGCGGCGGCAGCGGCAGUGCCAGCAGUAGGAGGGAGAGAGAGCAAGGGAGCGAGUUGGCACGGAGAGGGGGUUUGUUGGGUGAAGAGGAACGGCUGCUGGCAGGCAGGGGUUGGGGGGGCGAGGGGCAGAGGGUAGGGGCUGCAGAGGCGGAAGCGGUGGCAGUGAGUGAAUGGCAAGCGAGGGAGUCGUGGGUGCGAGGGGAGGCGGUGAGGGGGGCGGUGGAGGGCGGCAGAUGGGCACUGUACUGCCAGCUGAUGGACAAUCUCAGAUUCAACCAGCCAGGUGGAUCUGAUAGCCGUGUCGCUGCUCUGGUGCUGGACGACCUAGUGGUUGAGACAGCAGAGGCGGCCCUAAUGGCAGUGAUAGAGGAGGUGAGCAGAGAGGAGGGCGGGGAGUGGACGGGGCUCGCCUUGACUGGGUUUGACUCCCUUGAAGAAGACUACAGCGAUGGGAACAGGCAGGAGGGCGAUAUGGGGCGAAAUGGGAGCACAGGAGGUUGGCUGGGGGGGAGGGAGGGGGGGGAAUGGGAUUGGGGGAGCAACAGCAGCAGCAGCAGCAGCAGCAGCAAUAGCAGCAGCAGCAGCAACACAAGGAGGGGUGUGAGCAUGGGUGCGGUGCUGUCGUUGUUUCGAGAGGAGUAUCGGUCGUCCCGCCGCUUCGACAAGUUCAGAAAUGAGGUGGCGCUGCGCAAGUGGCUGCAUCGCAAUUUCACAUCUGUAGUCGCCAUUUUCGAAGACCGCUUUCAGCUCUGGGGGCUCCGCCGAUCCUCGCCCCUCCCCACGUCAACCCCUCGCACCUUAGGCAUCCCCACCGUUUCCGCUGCUCUUCUCCACCUCUUACCACACUCCCUGCCCUCCUCGUCCUCUCAGCAGCCUGCGCAGCUGCAUCCCGUGUCUUUUCCCAACGACUUCAGCAGCACGCCCAGUGCAAGGGACCCCCGGGGCUGGCUGCAGCAGCUGCUGGGGAGGAGGCCGGGCAGUGAUGCAGCAGCAUUGGGGCCGAGUGAUGGUGCAGCAGUGCACGUGGUGGGGGCAGGGGGGCGGGUGGGUGGGCCCGUGGGUCUCAUUCGGCGGAGCGUGGUGGGAAACAGACGGAGGGAGCUGCGACAACUGAAAGGAUGGAAGCUGCUGGUGGUGCUGGCAAUGGAGCUGGCGGAUUUGCUCCUUCCCCUCAUGAAGGCCGCCAUCACAGCAGCAGGCAGAGCCAUCUCCUUUCUCCUCGUCGCUCUCAUCGGUCGGUCCCUGGGCCUCAUGUACCGUGGCAUAAUGCAGAGUUGGGGUGAGGCACUCUAGUUUCACAGAUUCACUGAAUUAACCUGUACAGCCCCGCUAGAAGUUUGAGCUUCAGGAUUUGUUCGAGCAAAAUGUAUCACGAUUCAUACCCUAAAAACAUGAAGUACAUGUCAGAAACUAGCUUAGCUAGGAAGCCAUAGAAUGGCACAAGGUUUAGCUAGGAGCUAGGAGGAGCCAUGAGAAUGGCUAGUGGUGAUUGCAAUGAUCUCCCAAAUGUAGAGCGUAAAAUAACAUUGAAUCAAUGGU